AUGACGUGGUGGCGCGGGUGGCAGGUGGCGUCGCUGCCAGACGGGGUGGAGAAGGAGGGGGAGACGCAGCCGGUGCGGGCAAGCUUGCUAGCGGGGGAUGCGGGUCUCGCGGAUCGGGCGAGGCACGAUGACGUGGUGGCGCGGGUGGCGAGCGGCGGCACCGCUGGACAAGGUGGAGAAGGAGGGGAGACGCAGCCGGUGCGGGCAAGCUUGCUGGCGGGGGAUGUGGGUCUAGUCGGAUCGGGCGAGGCACGACGACAUGGUGGCGCGGGUGGUGGGCGCCACCGCCUCCGGAUGGGGUGUUGGGAACUCCUUUUGCAUCCAUCGAUGACUCUGGAACUCUUGUCAGUCACAUUAGUUUCCUUGCUACAAUUAUCAUCUGCUGCCAUCACCAACUCGGCCAGCAACACAAGCUGCGCUCCGGCGAGGUGCGUGCACGUGAACAUCACGUACCCGUUCACGCUCAGCGGCGUGCAGCCGGUGUACUGUGGCUUCCCGACCUUCUUCGAGCUGACGUGCUACGGUGGCUGCGCCUACCUCAGCAGGACGUUCAAGAAGCGCCUGUAUCACGUCCUAGACAUAUCGUACGACAGCAACUCGCUGGCGGUGGCCGUCGAGACAGCCUUCUCCGGCGACGACGAGACAUGCAACAUCCCGGACUUCAACGUGUCGUCCGGCCUCUCCCUCUUUCCGCUCAACAUCAGCGGCAGAAACAAGAACCUCGCCUUCGUCUACAAUUGCGAGGUUCCUCCAAGCGUACGGCUGCCACGGCCAUGUGCUAACCUCACCAUGGGAGCUUCCAUCUCCAACGCCGUCGAGCCAUGGGUGGGUCCGAAGAGCUGCAGCUCUGUGAGCGUGCCGGUGCGCGGCUUCGAAGGGAUGGACCCAACUCGUGACUAUGGGAGAAUGAUCAGCGACGGGUUCCUCUUGGAGUGGCCGACGCUGGGAGAGUGCGAAGUGUGCACGCGGCGUGGCGGGGAGUGCAGAUUCGUUGCGCGUGCAUUCCAGUGCAUCUGCUCCGACGAGUCGCUCUGCUCAACAAACCCACCAGGUUUUGUGCUUUUCUUGUCUGACUUGAGGAAACUUGAAGAACACUUAUCAAGAAACAGCCCAGUGACCGCAUUUUCACAUAUGAUCUCUUCAACACUUAGUUCUCCCAACAUCUGCAACAAGCGAGACAUGACCGUGGUGCUCUUGCCAUCACUUCUUCUCCAGGCUGUGGCCUUCUUGCUACAGCUAUCAGUAGCAACGUCCCAAACAUCAGAACCCGAGCAACAAGGCUGCUCGCCCAAGGCAUGCGGGGACCUGAACAUCUCCUACCCGUUCUGGCUGGAGGAGCCCGGCCGGCCGCCGUGCGGAUCGCCGCCCUUCCAGCUCAAGUGCAACGGCAGCGGCGCGUUCCUGACCCACUCCAUGUUCCAGGCCUACCGUGUGGUCCGCAUCUUCACCCAGAACAACUCCUUCCACGUCGUCGACGAGAACCUCCCCCUCGCCACCGGCUGCCCGGCGCCGUGCUUCAACAUCUCGCUCGCAAUGGGGCUGGGCGCGUUCGCCAUCAGCAAAGCCAACAGCGAGCUACGGUUCCUCUCCCGAUGUGACGAGACUGUACCGGAGGUUCUGCCUGGAUUUCGGCGCCUGCCUUGCGACAACUACUCGUUCGUCGGGUUCGGAAGACGGUAUGGCAGCAGCAGCGUUCUUAGGGAAAUACCUCAGGGCUGCCUCGUCUCCGUUGUGCCCACUCUUCCAGUUCCGGCUCCAGAUCAUAGGCACGACUACGUCGCGAACAUGAGGAAAGGAUUUCUCCUGGAGUGGACGGUGGUGUCAGGGGAUUGCUCCAAAUGCACUGCAAGCGGCGGGGAGUGCAUGUACCCUGACAACGGCUUGGGUUUCUCCUGCAAUUGCCCUGACGGCAUCCACUACCCCAUGAACUGCGGUAGCAAGCGGACUGGCAGAAAGAUAAUACUGAUAGUGUUGAUGACAGUAGCUGCAAGCUUGCUCCUUCCAUGUAUGUAUGUGCUGAUAUGGCAUAGAAAGGGGCAAAAACUAUGUUCUCUCUUUUGCAAAACGAGUAUGAGCAACAACGAAAGGAACAUUGAGGCCCUACUAGUAUCGCAUGGAUCACUAGCUCCAAAAAGGUACAAGUACUCAGAAGCAACAAAGAUAACAUCUUCGAUGAAUAAUAAGCUUGGAGAAGGUGGUUAUGGUGUUGUUUUCAAAGGAAGGCUACAUGAUGGUCGUCUAGUAGCUGUGAAAUUCUUGCAUGACUCCAAAGCAAAAGGGGAGGAAUUUGUGAACGAGGUUAUGAGCAUUGGCAGGACCUCACAUGUUAAUAUUGUUAGCUUAUAUGGGUUUUGUUUGGAGGGAUCAAAACGAGCUCUUAUAUACGAGUACAUGUCCAAUGGUUCUUUAGAUAAGUACAUUUACUCAAAGAAUCCCAAACAAAUUUUAGGAUGGGAAAGGCUCUAUGCAAUAGCAGUUGGGAUUGCUCAUGGAUUAGAAUAUUUGCAUCACAGUUGUAAUACGCGCAUUGUCCAUUUCGACAUCAAACCUCAAAAUAUCCUUCUUGAUGACAACUUUUGCCCCAAGAUUGCUGAUUUUGGUUUAGCUAAAUUGUGUUGCACCAAGGAUAGUAAGCUUUCGGUGACCGGUGCUAGAGGAACAAUUGGAUUCAUAGCUCCUGAAGUGCACUCACGAACAUUUGGAGUGGUUUCGAUAAAAUCGGAUGUUUAUAGUUAUGGAAUGUUGUUGCUAGAGAUGGUUGGAGGCAGGAAAAAUGUGAAAUCAGUUGUUGAUAAGUCAAGUCAAAAUUAUUUUCCAGAUUGGAUUUAUAAUCACUAUGCUCAACAUGAUGGAUUACAAGCUUGUGAAGUUACACCGGAAGUUGAGGAAAUCGCAAAAAAGAUGAGUUUGAUUGGCUUGUGGUGCAUACAAAUAUUACCUAUGCAUCGCCCUACAAUAACCAAAGUUUUAGAAAUGUUUGAAAGAGGCUUAGACGAAUUGGAGAUGCCAUCAAAACAAAACUUCAGUCAAGUAUUCCAAAGUGCAGAUUAUAAUUUGGAUGUAGAAAGUACAAGUUCCAGCAGUCCUACGAAAACACAAGCUUAUAGUGAUUACUGACAUGCUAAAGAUCAAGGUUGAAGGAGGCCUUGCGAGUUCAAAAAUCCUACAACAGUGUUACCCACACUCUGUGAGAUGGUCACCUACUCACCUAUUCUAGAAGUAAAAACAUCAUUAGGCAUUUCAUAGAAACUGAAAACAUGUCCCCACAAUAACAUUGUGUAUGUACCUAUUGUUUAUAGUAAUGUGGUUCAAACAUGUCCCCACAAUAACAAGGGUCAUAAAAAUGCUGGAGAAGAACGUAAAUGAAUUGGAAAUGCCC
Molecule: messenger RNA, 3379 nt
Organism: Setaria italica (foxtail millet)
Lineage: Eukaryota; Viridiplantae; Streptophyta; Magnoliopsida; Poales; Poaceae
Product: LEAF RUST 10 DISEASE-RESISTANCE LOCUS RECEPTOR-LIKE PROTEIN KINASE-like 2.1
Exons: 6
Coding region: 1-3117 (1038 amino acids)
Biological process (GO): protein phosphorylation
Molecular function (GO): protein kinase activity; ATP binding; polysaccharide binding
Source: RefSeq, a predicted model, not a curated record